AUCGUUUAGAAAGAGCGUUAUUACAUCACAAAUUUAUCAGAAAUACAUCGUAGUAUCGUCCAGGGACUAUUGGGACGUUUCAUUCAAGAUUCGCUAGAUGUCGCUCAUACUAUACAAGUCACUUCGAACUUUGACCUCACAUUUCCCGCCAAAAUUUUGAUAAGACUGAAAUGGCGACAGAAACUCGACAGGAGUCGGCAGGUUGUACCGAAAACGGCAACUCUAGAGACCUCAUGGAUACGCCAAGUAGGAAGAGAAGAGUCGGGGAAGUCACGGACAGCAUUUCUACUCCAGAAAAGAAGACGUGCAGUAGUAAUGGGCGGGUCGACCUGAACAAGAAGCGCUCAGACUACCUGGAGUGGGACGAGUACUUCAUGGCUGUGGCCUUCCUGUCAGCACAGAGGAGCAAGGACCCCAGCUCACAGGUUGGGGCCUGCAUUGUGAACUCAGAGAAGAAGAUCGUGGGUAUCGGGUACAACGGGAUGCCGAACGGCUGCAGCGAUGACAAGUUACCCUGGAGCAGGACAGCGGAGAACAGACUGGAUACUAAGUACCCGUAUGUAUGCCAUGCAGAGUUGAACGCCAUCCUGAAUAAGAACUCUGCCGAUGUGAAGGGCUGUACCAUGUAUGUGGCACUCUUCCCUUGUAAUGAGUGUGCCAAGCUGGUCAUACAGUCUGGAAUCCGGGAGAUUAUUUUCGUGUCCGACAAGUACCACCACACUCCGGAGAUGACCGCAUCACGCACACUGUUGGACCUGGCAGGAGUCAAGUACACGCAAUUUGUCCCCAAGAGGCAGCAGAUCACCAUCGCCUUUGACGCCAUCAACCCCACUGUCACCAACCCGCUGGCCUCCAUUGCAUCGCCCUGACAACUGUAGGCAUGACAAUGCUGAAGCCAACUUGGUCAUAUGAUUUGGGGAUGAUUUAAACAAAUGAUUGUACUCAAGUUCUACUCAACAUGAAGGAUAAAGUAUAUUUGAGAGUCAUAUCUCUGGAAAAAAAGUUUGACUCAAGAUGCAUUAUCUUAGGAAAAUCUUUACAAAUUUACCUUGGUCUAGCUUGUACAGAGUAAAAUUAUAAUGAAGGCUAGGAAUUACAGGUUAUUUAUAGAAAUAUAUUCAAUGUUGGUAUGGAGGUAAUGGCUUGAGUGAUUCUAAAACACUGUCCAGGAGAAGUUUGGAAAUCAUGUUUGAAAUUUCAUCUGUGGCCAAUUUUUUCCACACAUCAUUUUGUUGACAUUUACAUUACUUUAGAUCACAAUAAAUCAAAUACAAUUACAUGUAUAUCCUAUAGAAGACUCCAUAAGAGUCUAAAAGAUUUAUAUAACAGACCAGCUAUGUCUUUUUUACUUUUAAGAGUCAGGCAUGUGGUUGUGUAGUUCUAUCUUCAAGAAUGUUCUCAAAAGGUGUGCAAUGAACUAGCUGGUGUGACAAUAGUGGGUUAAGGACAAUAGAUAGUUUUGACACAAUGCUGCAUUAUACUCCUAUAUUUAAAUGAACAUGUUAUCACAUUUCACACUCCAAACUGUGUGGUGUCUUAUUGUGUUGUGCAUCUUCAUGUGGGGACAUGGGGAUGUUUUUUUUUUUUAUGGGGACAGAAGCGACACCUAGUAACUCAUAGCAGUACUUCAACUGGAGCUGACUGGUAUGAGCAGUGCGGUCCAAAAGUUGAGAUUUGAAGCAAAAUGCAC
Molecule: messenger RNA, 1690 nt
Organism: Branchiostoma floridae (Florida lancelet)
Lineage: Eukaryota; Metazoa; Chordata; Leptocardii; Amphioxiformes; Branchiostomatidae
Product: deoxycytidylate deaminase-like
Exons: 6
Coding region: 171-869 (232 amino acids)
Biological process (GO): dUMP biosynthetic process; dTMP biosynthetic process
Cellular component (GO): cytoplasm
Molecular function (GO): zinc ion binding; dCMP deaminase activity
Source: RefSeq, a predicted model, not a curated record